CGUCCUAUUUGCUUUUGUGUUUAAGUGCUGCACCGAACACAGUACGAACAAACUUAGACGUCCUUUAGAGCUUCCUAACUAACAAACAGUAAAGAAGAGUACACCUUUAAGCCCCCAGAGUGCACCGAGUUCGUGUAUUCGUGAAUAAAAAAAAAAGAAAAGAAAGAGGCGCAUGAUAUGACAGUUCAUUUACCGCGCAGACCACUGUUGGGCAGCGCGUGUACAGUAAAGUGAGGGACCGACUAUGUCUGCGUCUUUAAGCAGAACUCUAUACGGACUGCUGCAUGAUGUCAGCCUGCUCUCGGUCCGUGCGCUGCUCGUGUGAGAGCCGCAUUUUACUUCCUGCACAGGGACAGGAGCGGGCAGAGAAAGAGAGAGUGGGAUAGCGAGAUGGGGGGACGAGCGGCCGAGACAGGACUAAAAGUGAUAGAGUGAGCUAGCGGACGAGACGAAGGAGGAAACCCCGGCCUGCUUGUCUCUUCUGUUUUUUUCUUUUCUUUUUUUUUCUUUUUUUUUUUUUUUUUUUUUUAAAGAAGAGAAGAGAAUCCUACAAAGUUUAGAGGUUAUCCAGCCUGCCACAUCUGCGCCAGCUGACAGCCUCAGUCUAUGGAAUAGCGACAAAUCGGAUGUCUUUCUUGGUGGAAGAGUGAAAAUCUGAAAGCCCAUCUUCCUCUCCCCCUUCGGCCAACAUGUCCCAGCUGCUCCAUGUGGAGAUCCCGAAUUUUGGAGCCACGGUUCUGGGCUCCCUCAAUGAGCAGCGGCUGCUGGGACAUCACUGUGACGUAUCCAUAUUGGUAAAAGGUCAGGCUUUUAAAGCCCACCGGGCCGUUUUGGCGGCCAGCAGCCUCUACUUUCGUGACCUCUUCAGCAGCUCAACCAAGACUCAGUUUGAGUUGCCUUCCUCAGUCACACCUGCUUGCUUUGAGCAGAUCCUCACAUUCUGCUACACAGGGAAGCUAACGAUGGCAGCGAGCGAACAGCUGGUUGUCAUGUACACAGCUGGCUACCUCCAGAUUCAGCAUAUAGUUGAAAGAGGCAUGGACCUAAUGUUUAAGGCAAGCUCACCUCACUGUGACUCGCAAACUGCCGGGUCCUUAGAGGAGACGGGAUCAGAGCCACAGAGUCCUCUCAAUAAUGGAAUCGGCCUAUCAGUAGCCAGCGUUCUGGCAACCCAAAGCUGGUCUACAUCCUCCCUACUCUUGCCGCAGCGUAAAAUUAAAAUAGAAGUGGGUGAACCAACACCGAUUUCCACACCCUCAACUCAAACCAAGAUUUCAACCUCGGAGCUGGGAAGCCGGUUGGCAAGAGCCUUCUACACAGCAGCUGGAGGCCCUGCCAUUCCUGGUAUGCCUACCUUCCACCUUCAAGGAACUACUGGAGGCGGAGCCGGGGGUGGGGCAGGCGGAGGAACAGGUGGGGAAAGGUCCAGCCCAGGAGAGUUGAGCCUUCCCACCACCGACAGCCCCACAUCCUACCAGAAUGAUGACGAGGAAUUUGAGGAAGAGCAAUAUGACGGGAUCACAGAGGAUGCCUACAGUCAGCUCUAUGGACGUCCCACUAACCCCUAUGGGAUCCAGGACAAGCCAGAGUUGGCAGCAAUGCCAUUGGCCUUGGAAAACCGCAACUGCGUGCUCAUCCGCAGAGACCUGGUGGCACUUCCUGCAAGCCUCAUAAGCCAGAUUGGCUACCGCUGCCACCCUAAGCUCUACACUGAGGGGGACCCAGGAGAGAAGCUGGAAUUGGUCGCUGGAACCCAGGUGUUCAUGACACGAGGCCAACUCAUGAACUGCCAUCUGUGUGCCGGUAUCAAACACAAAGUGUUGCUUCGUCGUCUCUUAGCCACGUUCUUUGAUAGAAACACUCUGGCAAAUAGCUGUGGGACAGGCAUCCGCUCUUCUACAAGUGACCCAAGCAGAAAGCCCCUGGACAGCAGGGUCCUCAAUGCUGUGAAACUCUACUGUCAAAACUUUAACCCUAACUUCAAGGAGAGUGAAAUGAAUGUGAUCGCUGCUGACAUGUGCACAAACGCAAGGCGGGUCCGCAAGAGAUGGCUCCCAAAGAUCAAGUCCAUGCUGCCUGAUAGCAUGGAAGUGUACCGGGCAGGCAUGGGCAUGAGUGCUGCUGCCGCCGUUGGUCUGAACCUAGCCCUGGGUGCCCCUCAGUCAGGAGUUUCUCUUUCCUUUGAGCAUGAUUUGAAGAGCCUAGAGCAAAGGUUGUAUCCAGAUCGCAAGGACCCUCUCAGGACUCAUGCAGCCAGCCCCGGCGCAGGGUCGGCUGGAGCAGAAGCCGAAGGUGAAGGAGAAGCAGCAGUCCAGGAGGAUCAGGAGGAAGAUGACGACGAAGCUGGAUCGGAGGGCCCGGACCGAUCACUGGGGGCACCGAUUUUGGUGUCGGUGGUCGGAUCAGCAGAUACGCCCCCCGAACAAGGGGCGGAAAGUUUUGGACAAAAUCUGAGGUUGAACGGACAGUGAAUCUCCCUCCCACGUCGUGAAAUGUGUUCAGCACUCACAUUUACUUCUUCUCACUGUCUCAUCCGUCACUCUCUCCUCUCCUCUGUGCUUCCUCGACAGGGAAAUUUUGUUCUCCGCACACAAAGCAGCACUCGCAACUUUUAUCAGACAAAAGUUGGUUGCACAUGCAUGCGCUCUUGUGUGCUUGUGUAUUUACAAACUUACAUGCAGUGAAAUAAAAAUAAAAAUACACAGCUAUUAAAAGCAUACACAGGCAUGGCAUUAGUCAGUUCAGGUCCAAGUAUGUAUUCAGCACUUGGGCGUCUGCAGCGUUAUUCCAAAAGGUCAAAAUAACAAAACAGAUGAGUAUAAUGAUUCAGCACCACCAACAGCUGGUUUGCAGCAGGCUCUAGUUUGUAGUGUAAUAUUAUUUUAUAAAGUGACUUGGAAAAUUGUAUUUGACAAACAUAACUCUACAGCAAGACCACUUUACCUCCCAUUACUAUUUGUAUAGAAUUGCUUAGAAAAUAAGAAACCCUUUCCCUUAUUGUACCUUGUAUCGCUUUGCCCAAGUAUCAGACCCCUUGAACCUGUCCAUUUUUUUUGUCGCAGCUACAAACUUUAUUGAAUUUUAUUCGGAUUUUACGUGACAGACCACCAAAAAGCAGUUCAUGUAUGUGAAUCGAGCUUGAGUUAAUUCAAUACGUGAAGAAAAUGCUGUAGUGUUUUCUACUAUUUUUAAGCAAAUACAUUUUUAUUCACCCCCACCCUUGAGUCAGUACUUCCUAAAUUUCACUGCACUUUCAGAUGUUCUGAUCAGCAUUGCACAUGAAGUCUGAAAGUUCUUGUCCUUUUUCUCCACUGAAAAUAAUGUCAUUUACUGUAACCCGAAUUCGUCAAAUUGAAUUGAGAGUAUUAAGAAUAUUUUAGAUUUAUGGUGGGGUUUGUUUGUUUUUUUUGCUUAAAAUUUAGCAUUGUUUUCUCAUGUAUGAUUCCACCUCACAAUCACACACAACUUUGUGCUGAUUUCUCACAUAAAUUCCCUAAAAAGUACAUUAAAAGUUUGCAAUAAUACAUGAUAGCAUAUGACAUGGAAAAGUUCAAAAGGUAUGGAUACUUUUACAACACACUGUGUUGUAUCGCUUUUAUGAUGAAAAUUACAAAAUAUUAUUUUCUGCAAGUACUUGCUUUUUUUUCCCAUAACCCUAAGAAAAAAUGCAAGAUAACAAAUCUAUCACACGUAUGUGUUGUUUUCUUGUGCAUAUCUAGUCAGACAUAUCAGACAAGACUGUCAAUGUGGUGCCUGUGUCUGCUCCAGUCCACACCUCCCAAGCCGCACAUAUGUACAUGCAAAUAAACACACAAACACUUAUUCAUUCAUCAUUACAUUUCUGUAAUACAAGCAUUUAAUGUACUGAUGUAAUCAAAUGGCACACUGUCCAAAAGAAUAUGUUGCAGUGCUUUUUAACUCCAAAAAUCACAGAAUUCUUGGAGAUACAGAGACAUGAAUAAAAACAAGAGAAAAUGUCAAGACUUGCAUGCAUUAGUCCAAACAAUGGCUGGAAAUAUUUGUUAGCGAGAACGGCAAAGUCCCAUUUUUGCAUUGAAAUAAGAUAACAACUACUUUUGCCUGGAGCUGUCAUGUUAAAAACUAGAAGCACUUUUUCCAUUUCUUUCUGGAAAAAGGCCGCCAAAUGUUACAAAUGAUCUUGACGUAACCCUGCUUUGACUGUUUCUGACACCGAAUUAGUUUGAGUUUGUUAUUGUUGUUUUGGUUUUUUUUCUUAUUUGUAUGAAUUCUGCAGAGUGUAUUGUCCACUUAAAUGGAGAAGAGUGAAUAUAUGAAGUGCACUACACUGAAAAAACAAAAACAAUGCCAGAGAGGAGUACUGUUCCACCUUCAUGACGGGUCGUGAAAUGUUUUGGAGUCAAUUCUGUCCUGUUUCCAUCCUGUUCUCGUUGUUAGUUUGAUUACUCGCUCUCCAAUGGGGAAAUGAGAUGGUGGGUAAAUUAUUUAAAGAAAAAUUUUAAGAGCAAAUUACGCUGGUUUACUGCGUUUGCACUCAAGAGAGUGGGGGAAGCCAAGGAUUCUGGAAAAGCGGCUCCUGCAAAAGACUGCAAAUCCCCACCACGUUACCCUGAUUACAUAGUCAAUCAGACACUCUGUGGGCUCAGAUAGAAACAACGGGUCUCUAUUGACGAUGACUGUUUCUGUGUUUUGUUGGGGCAACGGAGGCCGUGCAUUCGUCAAGCCUGUUUUCUUUUUUUGAUGUCUGUUUUCAUGCUUGUUGCCGUUGCCAUGCAUAGGACCCAGUCCAAAGAGCCUUUCUUUGUUGGUUUUCUUUCAUCCAUUGAUUUAAAAUGAUGCACUGUUGAAUGUCGCCCCCUGUUCUUUGCUUGUCGUGGGUUUCAAUCAGCAGUCGAAGAACGUUUAAUUACAAAAGCAGACCAUAAAUUAUAAUUGUUAUCACAAAUAUUCUAAAAAAAAAAAAAAUGUGGUGAUUGCACAAGGAGGAUGUUUAAGGAGAUGCCCCUGGUAUAUUUGAUCUGUUAUGUAUUUUUUCAGUGAUGUGCCACUUUAGAGGUUGGGCCAAAUUUUUCUCUGUCUUCGACAAGUAUAUCUCGGAUCUUUAGGGUAAGCUUUUAGAUAGCCCUGCACAUAAAAAAAACAGGGUCAAGAUUGCACUAUAGGUAAUGUUCAUUACGUUUACAGUUUUUUCUUUCUAUUUUAUAUUUUUCCCCCUUUGGGAAGAACUGUAAUCUGCCCCAGAUAAGCCAGGGUUAUGAAUGGCCAAGAUGAUGGUUGAAUGUAAAUUGUAGCAUUGAGGGUCACAGUCUUUUUUUUAUUUUUAUGAUAUAGUAAAUUAUUGAAUCUCUUUGUUUAGUAUGUGGCUUCAUUUUUUAUUCACAUAAAUUGCUAACUUAAAAAAAAAAAAAAGAAAUAUUUCGAAAUUGAUACAAACAAGUCUUCCAGUGUGUUGACGCACAGGCAGAAGUAUUCUAAUAAGUGUAAAACUGAGGUUUGUUUCAGUUACUCCACAUAAUUUUAAAUAUGCUCAUCUAAUGGUGAAAUGAAAAUAUUUACUAAAUUACAGCAUCAUCUUGUCUUAAUUUAUUUGACGUUGCUCUAGUGAGGGAAUAAAUAAAUAAUCUAACUUUUUUGCCUAUUGGGUUCAUCUCUUGUUUUGUCAAAUAAGCUAACUGUGUAAAAAAUUUACUAAAUAGUUAAAAAUAAAUACAUUUAUAUUGAAAGGCAAGUCACCUUAAAAUCAAAACCCACCAUUGUCCCUUACUAAAUCGGUUAAAGUGGUCCGAGUUUAAAAUAUAUUGAAUCUGUACAAUUAAAUCUCUGCUUCCUCUAAUGUAUCUUUAAACAGAAUGCUUUUCUGCAUUCAGUUUAACACAGUUUUCAGAGCAGUUCUAAUUAAAAGAGUGCAGUAGCUAUAAGGACCUAGGAAAAUGUGAUAUACUCCAUUGCAGUGAUUAAAGAAGUGUGGAGCAGUGCCUUAGACUGUGAAUGUGGGUCUGUGCCAUAAUAGCUAUUCAGAAAUAAACAAGCCAAGGAGGCUGUAUGGAUUAGACUUUUCUCUUACUGAAAUUGUUCUUCUAAACUUUAAAAUUAUGACUCUAACUAUGUCGACAUACUUUAGCUGACUUACUUUCUUUCAUGUCAUUUUUGAAUGUAAAAACUUUGCUCCCUUUACUAGGGUCACUGUGUUUAUUUAUGCUUUUAUUUACAAUAAGACUGGUUCCUUCUUGGACACCCUUGCAUGCUGAGCAAAACGGGGAAACCUAUCAAAUAUAUGUAAAUAAAAUCAGAUAUAGUUGAAUUUGUGCAUCCGCUCAAAUGCGUCUUCCACCUUCAGUCAGUUUGUUAACUUUUUAAUCAACCUUUUUAACUUUCCUUUUUAGCUUCCUGGGAUCUUUGAUUAUUAUUUUUUUUUCAUAUUGUGCAGGUUAACCGGGUGAUGUUGCACUUUAAAAUGAGAAAGCCUCAGAGAAUGUCUUGGCUAACCUAUGAGAGAAUGAGCUCCGUCUGAGUAAAAUAACAUGUAUGAUUUUUCUAUGUGUCUUUGAUGGAAACCAGUGUCAUGUUUACUGCAAGCUCGAAUGAGAAGCAGGAUGGGGUUAGUGGCUGUGCAGAAACCAUUCUUUCAUUAUUUUAUUCAAAACUUUUUUUUUCCUCUUCUUUUGGCUCUCUGCCUCUUUUACUGUAAAAAUAAUGGGCACUGUAAUUUUUUUUUAUUUGCUCUGCUGAAAGGUUAACCCUGAAAAUUAUACACUGAUAUGCAAAAAUUACACUUGUAUCAUAAAAUGCAUGCCAUUCAGAUGUUCACCCUGACCCGAUGAAACCUCUGAUCUUUAUGCACCCUGUAUUUUAUGCUGAAUAACUGUUUUCACUGUUUGCAAGCAGAGACUUGAGUCGUCUUGCAGUCAACAGGGCUGUAUUUUUUAAUCAUACACCCUGGCCUUUCAUUGAAUGUUUGCAUAAAAUGUAAUAUCUUGCAUAAUCGACAGCAAAAUACUGAUUAAGAGUGGCAUACAUAAACUAACUACUCAGUUGAGUGUACAUCUAAAUCUUCAGACUAAGAAAAGAAAUGCACUGAAAAGUUUGUGCGUGUAUGUCUGUGUCCUCGAACAUGAUGCCAGCACUUUAGAACUACUUAGAAAACCGAAAGAAAAGAAAAAAAAAACAUCAAGGGUGACCAAGGCUACAGGCAACAGACAAGUAGAUGCAACUUUUAAAGCCAUGUGUUCAGAGCGCUGACAAUCAGAAAAGGGAUGAGGCCCACAGUGCACUAUGGGGGAUGUGAAAUGACUUGCUGUGCUUUUGCUAUUUGCUUUUGUCUUUCAGCUUGUUUCAUUCUGUACUGGCUUACUUUCAGAAUGGAGGGUCGAUGGUGUCAUCUGCAGCCUUCUUGGUUUUAUGUGUGUGUGUGCGUGUUUGCAGCAAGGACUGACUCAAACCUUGGUGCUCAUUGGGCAGAGCUGUCCUCAGUUGGCAUGGACCUUAUCUGCCGUUCUCUGGGCUUUUUGGUGACCUGAUGAUGGGCGACAACACAAAUGUUUAAAAAAAAAAAAAAAGAAAAACAAAAAAAGAAGGAAGAUUUUAUCAUGCAACUGCAUACUUUGAUCAUCGUGUUGUUUCCGACUAUCAGCAGGGCUUGGCCCAGGCAAAUUGGGAUGAGGCUAUUUUAGUGUUGAUACUGCUUCAUAAAAGAGACAAAAUGUUGAAAUGUUUAUGCGCCUUCUGACUCUCAAGCAUCAAUAAUAUAUACUGGAAAUGCAAGUUGCCACUUUCGAUGUUGCAAACAAAUCUCUUUCAUUCCCAUAAUUGUAUUUGCCUUCAUGGGUUUUAAGUUGUGUAUUCUAAGAGUACCUUAUUUCUUUAAAUGCAUUACGAAAACAUGUCUGCUUUCUAAUAAAAAAAAGUCCUUACUUCACCA
This is a messenger RNA of Gambusia affinis (western mosquitofish), 7897 nucleotides long. Its product is annotated as nucleus accumbens-associated protein 2. Gene Ontology annotation, biological process: regulation of transcription by RNA polymerase II. Lineage: Eukaryota; Metazoa; Chordata; Actinopteri; Cyprinodontiformes; Poeciliidae. Gene Ontology annotation, molecular function: protein binding; RNA polymerase II cis-regulatory region sequence-specific DNA binding; DNA-binding transcription factor activity, RNA polymerase II-specific. The record is from RefSeq and is a predicted model, not a curated record. The coding region runs from base 690 to 2471 and encodes 593 amino acids. The transcript is spliced from 7 exons.